Messenger RNA from Hansenula anomala, 474 nucleotides. RefSeq lists its product as uncharacterized. The record is from RefSeq and is a predicted model, not a curated record. The transcript has a single exon. Lineage: Eukaryota; Fungi; Ascomycota; Saccharomycetes; Phaffomycetales; Wickerhamomycetaceae. The coding region runs from base 1 to 474 and encodes 157 amino acids.
AUGGCUAAUCCUCUACUACAUCAACAUGAAGACACAGCUCAAGGGUCGCCAUGUUUAAAGAAGAGAAAGCUGGAAGAAGAAGAAGAAGUGGAGGGAGGUGCUGAAGUUUCUAAAUUGAAGCAAUUUCAAUCCAAACCAAUUGAAGAAAAUAUAGAUUAUAUUUCAUUGAAAAGUUCAUUAUCUUUAUUACAAUCAAAUUUGAAGAAUCUUGAAAGAAAUAUACAUGAAUUAUCAAGUUUCAAAAAAACUAUAAAAGAAUCAAAUAAUAUUAAAGAAAUUGCUGGAUUAAUCAAUGAAAAUUCAAACUAUUUAACUGAAAUUACUUAUAAAGGAAGUUGUAUCAAAUGUCCUGUUAUCAAUUGGAAUUUAAAUUAUGGAUUGAAAUUGGAAAAAUUAAAUGAUGAUGAUGAAUGUUAUGAAAAAAUUAAUGAAGGGUAUGAAAUUUUAAAAAGAGAUAAACUAUUUAACUGUUGA